UUUUCGUCGCCGGACGAAGGUUGCCCAGAUGCUCGGUUCCGUUGCAAUUGCAACAACAUCGUCGCCUAUCCGCAAACGCUUCUGGACAAAGCCAUUGUUCUUCUAAUGAGAAAAGCCGUUGUGCUCCCCUUUGUGCAGACAAUGCCUCUUCUUCUUUGUCGAACUCAGAACGAUGGGCCUUUGUUCAAAAUUUGAAGAUCUCGUAGCAGAGCAUAUAUCCCCCUCUCAUAAACGCAGCAAUGAGUCCUUCUCUCCGUGCAUCGUGGUCCUAUCGUUCCAUCUUCAGGUUUUCAGAAAACUCUCAGCUAUCCUCAAAGCCGCUGAAAGUCAUCUGCCAGAACUGAAGAACAGGAACGAUCCCACCCCGAUCCGCGCCGGUCGCGAAAUCAUGCUCCCCAUAAUCCUCCUCCUCGGCCCCUGCGGCAUCGGCAAAGGAACUUUCGCUUCGACUCUCACCCAAGAGUACAACAUCCACCACCUCUCCUGCGGAGACUGGCUUCGUUCCAAGACUGUUUCUCCGAUCCUUGGUGUUUCCGACACCAACAUAAACGACUACGUCGCUCUAGAUUUCGACAUUCCCGAAGCCUGGCUAAUCGCAUCCUAUGGUAGCGAAUGGAAAGAAACAGCCCCUCCAGCUCUAGUCCUCUACGUCUGUUACAAACGAAACGAGAGCACGCCAGCCAGCAUGUGGAUCCGCGCCUUACCAGGCUUGAGAUCAGAGUGCGAAAUGUCCGUGGCCUUCGACGAAUGCUUCGGUAAAGAAAGUCUCCCCGUCCUCGCAAUUUCCCUAACCUGCUCCACAGAGAUUAUCCUGCAACGCUUCCUCUCACGUUCGCGAGGGAACGACGAUGCGAAGACGUUCGAGCGACGCCUUAGAAGAUUCGAGAUGGAGUCGCCGGCUGUUAUCCAAAAGUAUCGGAAUUUGGGCAAAUUGGUCCAGAUUGAGGCGACGGGGACGCCGGAGGAGGUUUAUCAGAAGGUGAUGGGGACCAUCGUGCACGUUUGCCUUCUGUUGUGACUAAGUUGGAGAGGUCUCGAGCGAAAAAAUUGUCGCCGGUCGUUGCAAGGGGAUUCUCUGGGUCGGGUCCUGCUUCUGCCCCGAUCUCGAGUCCAGUCUAGAUGGUUCUUUGAUCAUUGUUCCAGGGGACAAAGCGUUGCGC
Cercospora beticola is the source of this 1160-nucleotide messenger RNA. RefSeq lists its product as uncharacterized. The record is from RefSeq and is a predicted model, not a curated record. Gene Ontology annotation, biological process: CDP biosynthetic process; UDP biosynthetic process. Lineage: Eukaryota; Fungi; Ascomycota; Dothideomycetes; Mycosphaerellales; Mycosphaerellaceae. Gene Ontology annotation, cellular component: nucleus; cytoplasm. Gene Ontology annotation, molecular function: ATP binding; UMP kinase activity.